Molecule: messenger RNA, 1023 nt
Organism: Alternaria incomplexa
Lineage: Eukaryota; Fungi; Ascomycota; Dothideomycetes; Pleosporales; Pleosporaceae
Exons: 2
Coding region: 1-1023 (340 amino acids)
Source: RefSeq, a predicted model, not a curated record
AUGGUCAUCGGCCUUAUCAUCAUGGGCGUCAUUGCUGUCGGCGUAGAAACAGACAUCGACCGCUCCCUCAUCGACCAAUCCCGAUACCUCGAAUCCAGCCUCCUAGGCUGGCAACUUAUCUACAUCCUCCCUGUCGCCAUUUUGUCAAACGACUUCUUCCUCUCAGGCUUCUGGAUGCGUACUUUCGCCGCUCGCACGGACAGGGAUCUCUGGAUUGGUGUCUCACUCGCCAGUAUGGGCGUACUGAUUAUCCUCACUCUGCUAGGUGUGGGAGGAAUGCUUGCAGCAUGGUCUGGUGCGUAUACCAUUGGCGACGAAGAAAACGGCUCUUUGGCCUUCUUCUUGUUGCUAGAACGGCUGCCUGCGUGGGUUGUCGGUGUUGUUCUCGUCAUGACCAUCUCGCUUUCCACUGCUGCAUUUGACUCUUUCCAAUCGGCCAUGAUCAGCACGGGAAGCAAUGAUUUCUUCCGCAACAAACUCAACAUCUGGAUCAUCCGCGCGUGCGUUGUGGCGCUCAUCUUCCCUGUUGUCGUCGUGGCUCUGCGCAGUCCCGAUAUCCUGCAAAUUUUCCUAAUCAGUGAUCUUGUCAGUGCAGCGGUUGUACCUUGCCUCGUCAUCGGGCUGAGCGACAAGUUUUACUUCUACCGGGGUUUCGACUUUGUUAUUGGAGGCCUUGGGGGUAUCUUCACCAUCUUCUUGUUUGGGCUUGUCUACUACAAUGGCGAUGUCACUCUAGCCGGGAACUUGCUGUUGUUGGAAGGUGGAUUGUACGCAAAUGACUGGAGCGCUUUCGGUGCUUUCGUAGCAGCGCCUUUCGGAGGUCUUCUUUGGGCUUUUGCUGCUUGCGCUCUCCGCAUCGGGUUCCUCUGGAUCAAGGCCAAGUUUCAGGGUCGUCGCUUCGACGCGUUUGACCGACCUCUUCCACGAAACAUCGAUAGACCUGGUGCUUUCGACGAGCACGAUGGUGAGGCUGUGAUUGAGCAUAGCAGCAUCGAGAAUGGCAGCAACGGGAAGUUCUUUUAA